Gymnodraco acuticeps is the source of this 2454-nucleotide messenger RNA. It is a transcript of the gene gsdmeb, whose product is annotated as gasdermin Eb. Gene Ontology annotation, biological process: programmed cell death. Gene Ontology annotation, cellular component: cytoplasm. The coding region runs from base 200 to 1651 and encodes 483 amino acids. The transcript is spliced from 9 exons. Lineage: Eukaryota; Metazoa; Chordata; Actinopteri; Perciformes; Bathydraconidae. The record is from RefSeq and is a predicted model, not a curated record.
AUUUGUGGUAAGCGGUUAAACUCGUAGCAUUUGUUUCGACGCUGUUUUUGUUCUGCAAGCCGGCGAAUUCACGAGCAAAACGACUUGAGACUGAUGUUUUCUGGUGUUAAUGAAAGUGCGUGUUUGCAAGUGGUUAUUUCUUUGAGUAUUCUUUAUUUCGUGUCGCUUGACAUGCGUUAGAAGAACAGUAAGCUUAGAGAUGUUUGCCUCAGCCACCAGAAACUUUGUGGAGGAGGUGGAUCCUCGAGGUUUGCUGAUCCCAGUGUCCAGCCUGAACGACACCAUUGACCUCCUCACGUUGGUGGUGAAGCAUAAGCGUUUCUGGUUCUGGCAGAAACCAAAGUAUCAGCCUACUGAUUUUAAUUUCAAUGAUAUACUAACAGGAGACACACAUAUAACGCCUGGUAAACAGCAUACCUCUUACUUGAUUCAUAAUUGUUUUAAUGAUCACAGAACACCUAAAUGUUUCAUUGUUCACACAGGUGUCACUGAGUCAGACUUCAUCACAUACAAUGGGAUAUACGGUGACAACAUUCAGGGUUAUGUAGAAAUAUCAGCAAACUCAGCCAAUGCCAAUGCCAAUUUGAACCUGGAGGGUAAAGAGUCAUCCAAACUCCAGUCCUCCUUUGGAAGUUUGAAGAAGGAGGAAGUGGAUGUGAAAAAACUGCUGUGUGACUCCAAAACCAGGGUCCUGGAUAUGUCCCAUUCCCUGAUCCAGCAGGUGAAGGAGAAGCAGAGGCGGGUGUUUGGGAUUGUGAAGGAGCGGAUUGUGACCACUCAGCCCUGUUCGGUCAUAGAGGAGGUGCAGCAGGGAGCUCAGUGUGCAGGAGGACUGAGCAUCUGUGGGCCGCAGAGCUUAAAGGUGUCGUUGAAAGAGAAUGUGAGCUUGAAUAAAGACAGUAACAUCAACAUGGAGAUUCCCAUCCAUACUACCAUCGCCUAUGCUCUCAUAGAGCUAGAAAUCAAACAGAAUGGACGUUAUGGGCUGUGUCUGAUGUCAGACAUCAAUGGGGGUUUUGAAGCCGAUGGCUCUGGAGACUCUAACCACCUUAGACAAGAGCUGGAGGAACUGAAUGAACAUUUCCAGGUCCUUUCUGAUCUUCCUGCCACCACAAGGUCAACUCUGUUCCUCCAAAUCACAAAGGUUAUGAGUGACCCAGGGGCCGUCAGUGUACUGCAGAAUGUGCUGGACAAUAUGUGCCAGGAUGAGAAACCUGCUCUGGGUGAUAUGACAGCGACAGAGGCCCAGAAACAGAACAUCCAAGCCAUUCUGGAGCUUUUGGAGCAGGCUGUUGAAGAGUCCCCACAAGUCCUUCCAGCCCUUUACCUUGUCACUUACGCCAUUGAUGAGCUUACAAAUGAUUGUCUUGCUUUCUUGGGAAUGUGCUGCAGCCUCUCAUUGUUACAGUCUCUGGAGCUACUGAUUCAGUGUGCAUCGGGGAAGGGGGAGUUGCCUCUAAACAGCGCAGGCCUAGCUGCACUGACAGAAGACAACUUUGAAAAGACUGAACAUCUGUUUGCCGCCUCCAAUGUGUCCCUGAAGAGAGACGGGGACACAGUGAAGACAGAAAUAAAACCCCAGCCAGGACAGCUCCCUCUGGUCCUGUGUAUCGCCGUCAGAGGUCUCUUCUCCUUGGCCCGCUGUGAUUAACUAAAGACCUUUAUAUCCACCGGAAGCUAACACUACACUGGACAGAGGUUAGCAAGUAGAUUAGUCAGUGUUUAUUCCCCUCUUGUUGGUGCUGUAGAACUUCCACAUUUAAUAUAAUGUUCUAAAUAUAACGGUGCCAAAACAAUUAGGCAUGUAAAGCUUUAGUUCAUCUAUGACACAUCUUCAAUUUGACAAUCAAUUACUUGAGGUCGUGGAUUGUCAAAAAAACAAGCAUUUUGAAGACAUUAUCCUGAUUGUAGCCCUGAUUUUAACAUGGAAAAAAACCAAUUAACUACUUUUAAAAUGUUUCAUUUUGACAAUAUUACUUAUGACACAAGGGAUGGUACCCUACAAGUUGUGCGUUACUAAGUUAGCCCACACUUUCAAACGAAACACUUGUGAUUCAGCAAUGUGUAUGUUAUGUACAGUAUAAUAUUCAGAUAGAAACAAAGGGUUUGAUGACAGGAACCUGGAUUUGGCAUCUUAUUUGGGGUAAUGUCACUUAGGUCAAUUCCUAGUAUUUUAUAGAAGCAUUGCCUUUCAGUGUUCUCAUCUAACCACGUUUCCUGUAUGUUGAAUUGCCAUUGUCUUGAAUAUGUUAUGCUGGGAUCAAUAUCAUGUCUCCGUCCUUGAGGCCGACCAAAUCUUGAUCUGAAACUUGUUCUCAAAAUUCUUAUAAGCUUUAGAUUUUUUAUGUAUUUUUUUUUUUAUCUGCUCCUUGAUCUCACGGCGAAUUGUAAGUGGCUACUGCCUGAGAUCGCAUGCUGUGUUUUUAUUAAAUGUGCCAACUUCUAGGACUGUCU